Messenger RNA from Cryptosporidium ubiquitum, 618 nucleotides. RefSeq lists its product as uncharacterized. The record is from RefSeq and is a predicted model, not a curated record. Gene Ontology annotation, biological process: poly(A)+ mRNA export from nucleus. Lineage: Eukaryota; Apicomplexa; Conoidasida; Eucoccidiorida; Cryptosporidiidae. Gene Ontology annotation, cellular component: nucleus. The transcript has 3 exons. The coding region runs from base 1 to 618 and encodes 205 amino acids.
AUGAAAAACUUGUUAGCAGAGAUUGGUUCGAAGACUUUGGAUCAAAUGAACUAUAAUACUUUAAAGAUUGAUGAGCUGAAGGAGCUAUUAAAAGAAAGGGGUCUGUCUGUUACUGGGAGAAAGCAACAACUAGUCCAGGCAUUGAUUGAUUAUGACACCCAAAAUAGCCAAGCAAAUAGUACAGUGGCAACUACUCUUACUACUACCUCUGUAACAACGGAGAAAGAAGAACCAGAGGGCCCAACAGCUGUUCUGAAUAGUGAGAUUCAAAUAGACCAAGUAGAAAAGAAUAGCAACAUAACAGAUUCAUUAAGACAAACAAUAUGUAUAAACGAUGUUAACCAACUUUCUGAAAAAGAAAGAAUUGAAUUAAGAAGACAGAAGUUUGGAACGUGCGAGCCAUCUACAGAGGCUGAAAAAAGGCUUGCUCGUUCAAAAAGAUUCGGUGCCACGUCUGAAUAUGAUAAGAGAAAGCUUAGACAAGAAAGAUUUGGGAUGAUAUCAGAAGCUGAUAAGAUAAAAAAUAGAAGAGAAAGAUUUGGAACAAUGUCAAGAGUAAAUGAUCCAGAUCACGAAAAAAAGAUCCAAGCAAGGAAAUUAAGGUUUGGUUUGAAGUAG